GAGAUUCUGUCAAAAAGGAAACAGUGAUGACCUUCAACCCACUGCGCUUCUCUCCAUUACAUUCUGGCGACCUCUCCCAGGCAAAAUCCAUUCUCCGGCCAAAAAGGGAAUAUUGGAAAUGAAAGCUCUGUUCAAAUCAGAUACAAUUCUAUCUCCAAUCCCACCCCUGAAUAUCAAUCCCGGAAUUCCCCAUCGGAAAACCUCCCUCCAAUUCCCCCUUGCACUGACAAAACGUAUUCGUUUGACAAAAGCUGUUCUAGAUUCAGCUGCCAUUGACGAAGUGUCCGACAUCAGAAACCCGGCCGUUUCGACGUCUUAUCGGAACCCGAAGUUGCCGAGGCCCAAUCAAACUGUUCUGGAGGCCCAAACCAAGGUCUGCACCGGGCCAACUCAAACCAAGCCUCUUAAUGCAGAACAAGCUUUCAAGGUUCUUGACACCAUUUUAAAAUCAGUUAAGGGAGAGCUCAAAGAUGAAGAUAAAGUAUCCAAUGCACAACUCGGGGCAUUUUUCGCUGCAAUGACAAUUCGAGCCAAUGCCUUUCCGGAGCCAACUCAAUGGAGUGAGGGUGAAAAGAAAGCAAUGGCUUAUUAUUGGCCACACCUAGUACGACUACUACCUCCAGAUAUAAUCUUCUUAGCUGAUCCUGAAGGGUCCGUUAUGGGAGUCAGCAGUUCAAUAGGUCCUCGGUUUGUUGGUAAUGGGACUUCCGAGAUGAGACUGGUGGGUGCCCUCAGAGAAGUUUUGGCUGGGGGACACCUAGGAUACGAGGAGGUGCAGGGUGUUUUAAGAGACGUUCUUCCAUUAAGUUUAGAAGACAAGAAAUCAGCAGCUGCGAGCGAGUCACUGCUUUCAGCAUUUUUGAUAGGCCAGCGCAUGAACAGGGAAACAGACCGUGAACUGAAAGCUUACUGCCUUGUGUUUGAUGAUGAACAUGGUCCAGCACCUGUUGCUGAUGUUAGAUCUUUGACCCAUUAUGGCGAACCUUAUGAUGGUAACACACGCUACUUCAGGAGCACCCUUUUUGUUGCUGCAGUUAGAUCGUGUUAUGAUGAAUCUUGCUUGCUUCAUGGUGUGGAUUGGAUGCCACCCAAGGGAGGCAUUACAGAAGAACAAAUGCUGAAGUUCAUGGGUGCAAACACGUACUUAACCCCAGUGCAGGCAAAACUGCUGCUUGAGGAUGAGGAGGUUGGUUUUGCUUACAUAAGUCAACGAGAAGCCCAGCCAUCUCUAUACUCAUUGAUCGGGGUGAGGGAACAUAUAAAGAAACGUCCCCCACUUGCAACGACAGAGAAAGUCCAGCAAUUUGUAAGGGCUAAGGGUAAGGAAGCUAUUGUUGCUGGAUUUUAUCAUGAAGGUUAUGAGGAGUCACUUCUGAUGCUAAUGAGAAGAAGAGGUGUUCAAUCAGGCUUGGUGGUGAAGGGUGAGGAAGGCGCUCUAUCGAUGACUACAAGAUUGAGAUCGCCAAAUGCAUCCAAAGGACUGCCUGUUAAUUACUGUUCAGGUUUCCGCUCGCUGGAUGUUAUACCUACUCAAGCAGUGGAUGGAGUAUCACGUGAGAGUUACAAUAUUGUUGUGAAUGCGAUGGACUAUGGUUUUGAACCAUCUGAUACUCCAAGAACUGAUAGAUCUGUUACAAGGAAUAUAGAGUUAGGUUUAGCAGCCCUUCGUGGUGAGAAGGGUCCAGCAUAUGAUCGAAUCGUCUUAAAUGCUGGAAUGGUUGAUCACUUGCUAGGAUGUGAUGGUGCUGAAGAUAUAUCUGCAGCCAUGGAUAGAGCCAGAGAGGCUAUUGACAGUGGCAAGGCCCUUAAUAGGCUCUUAAGCUACAUAAAGAAGUCUAACAGAGUGAUAUGAAAGUGUUAUAGUGUAGUUUAUACUUGUUUGGGUAAGCUAUAAACCAUCUUCAGGUUUUUCUGGGUUUAAGAAUUCUUUAUUCUUUUAAUUUUAUUUCACAAGUGGGAAAAAAGAAGAGAAAGCUUUAGCAGCUCCUGUGAUUUGGAUGGGUCUGCUCAAAAUUGAGAUAGAUGCUUUUGUCUUGUACAAAUGAAUGUACGGCUAUGCUAAUAAAAUCUGAAAAUUGAAACUUC
This is a messenger RNA of Sesamum indicum (sesame), 2085 nucleotides long. RefSeq names its product anthranilate phosphoribosyltransferase. Gene Ontology annotation, cellular component: cytosol. Gene Ontology annotation, biological process: GMP biosynthetic process. Gene Ontology annotation, molecular function: GMP synthase activity. The record is from RefSeq and is a predicted model, not a curated record. NCBI's taxonomy places the organism in Eukaryota, Viridiplantae, Streptophyta, Magnoliopsida, Lamiales, Pedaliaceae.